AUGCGUCGAGAAUAUGAAAGAUAUGAAAUGUCCAAUUUAGAAAUCAUGGAACAAUAUUUUUCACGGGUAACAAAUCUUGUCAACAAGAUGAGGGUAUAUGGAGAAGAUAUUCCUGAAAGUAAGGUGGUGGAGAAAAUUCUACGUACCAUAUUGAUGAAGUUUGAUCAUAUGGUGACUACAAUAAUUGAGUCUCAUAACACAGACACCAUGACAAUUACAGAGUUGCAAGGUAGCAUUGAAAGUCAUAGCAAGCCCCUCCCAGUACGGUGUGGUUUGAGAACGAAUCAAGCAGAAGCUGGAGGGCAUGUGAGAUUCAGACUAAGGUUAGAAAUGCCCGGUAGAGGUAGAGGAGUUAGAAUCACCAAUGACCUUCUAGAGCAAAUGACCCAAGUUCUAGAGGCCUUGGUGCAUGACCAAGAUGCGAAGCCGGCUGAGUAUAGAGGGUUGUCUGCCUUCACUAAGCACAACCUUCCAAAGUUUGAGGGAAAGUUUGAUCCGGAAGGAGCCUAA
This is a messenger RNA of Abrus precatorius (Indian licorice), 510 nucleotides long. RefSeq lists its product as uncharacterized. The record is from RefSeq and is a predicted model, not a curated record. The transcript has 3 exons. The coding region runs from base 1 to 510 and encodes 169 amino acids. Lineage: Eukaryota; Viridiplantae; Streptophyta; Magnoliopsida; Fabales; Fabaceae.